AUGGCGGACUGUAGGAAGUGGCUUCUGCUCGCUGUGGGCCUCACGGCCAUGGUUUCCUCGUUGGGGGCGUACGUCUUCUACGCCGGCGGCCGCGACGGCUGGGUCGUCGACCCCGCCGAGAGCUACAACCACUGGGCCGAGCGCAACCGGUUUCAGAUCAACGACACCAUCGUGUUUGCGCGCGGCGAGGGCGAGGGCGCGGACUCGGUGCUGCUGGUGACCGAGCCGGACUUCCACGCGUGCAACACGCGCAGCCCUGUCCGCCGGCUAGAGGACGCCGGUGGCCGCCCGGAGUUCCGGUUCGACCGGUCGGGUGCCUUCUUCUUCAUCAGCGGCGAUGAGGACUGGUGCCAGAAGGGCAAGAAGCUGUACGUCGUCGUGAUGGCGCCUCGGCCCCAGGAGUGGGAGCUCGCACCGGCGCCCGGAUCGCCUCCGCUCUGGGCCUCGGCGCCAGAGCACGCGGAAGCCCCGGACAUGAGCCCUGGUGAGGAGGGGAUGUCGCGCAGCUCGCAGAAGGCGCCACCGCCGACGGCGAGCGCGGCACGGUUGGACUUGGACGUGAUAGUCGUCGGCGUUGUCGUGGGGUUUUUAGGUGCUCUCGUGCUCUGAGAUGGCAUACGAAUCGGACCGGGACGUUGUGU
Messenger RNA from Triticum aestivum (bread wheat), 641 nucleotides. RefSeq names its product early nodulin-like protein 1. The coding region runs from base 1 to 609 and encodes 202 amino acids. Gene Ontology annotation, cellular component: plasma membrane. The record is from RefSeq and is a predicted model, not a curated record. Gene Ontology annotation, molecular function: electron transfer activity. Lineage: Eukaryota; Viridiplantae; Streptophyta; Magnoliopsida; Poales; Poaceae. The transcript is spliced from 2 exons.